Messenger RNA from Mangifera indica (mango), 2933 nucleotides. Its product is annotated as disease resistance protein RGA2-like. The transcript has 2 exons. The record is from RefSeq and is a predicted model, not a curated record. Gene Ontology annotation, biological process: defense response to other organism. Lineage: Eukaryota; Viridiplantae; Streptophyta; Magnoliopsida; Sapindales; Anacardiaceae. The coding region runs from base 109 to 2667 and encodes 852 amino acids. Gene Ontology annotation, molecular function: ADP binding; protein binding.
UUUUUUUUAAUUAGAAGCUUUAUAUUUGAGGAUACAUUCAGUCUUACCUUAUCCAUACCUCUUUCAAAGCUAGUUCUUGCUCUCUUAGUUUGUUUCUUCCCAGAGCACAUGGCCGAAGCAAUUGUAUUUAACAAUAUCGCCGAAGCAAUUGUAUCUACAAUUGCAUCUGAAAUUUUGAAGAAGAUAGCUCCUCUUAUAGGUGGGGAACUAUCGUUGUUGUUGGGACUCGAAAAUGAUUUAAAAGGACUUCAGGGAACCAUGACCUCCAUCAGAGCAGUGCUGUUGGAUGCCGAGAAAAAGCAGACUCAAGAUCAUCAGCUGCGCGACUGGCUUGGGAAGCUCAGAGAUGUUCUUUUUGAUGCUGAGGACGUUUUGGAAGACUUCCAGCUUCAAGCUUCCAAGAGACAACGGGGGAGCUCAGCAUUAAAGGUAUGUCAAUGCUUUUCAAGCUGUAAUCUUGUUAGAAUUGGUCACAACAUCAAGGACAUUAGAGAAAGAUUAGAUAAGAUCGCAGAUGAUAGGCUAAAAUUUCAUCUUGUUGAGAGUCAAGUUGACGUUGUUAGGCAAGUAAUUCCAAAGGAUAGGGAGACUAAUUCCUUCUUCCAAGCCUCUGAUAUCGUGGGAAGAGAGAAGGAUAAAGAAAACAUUAUAAGCUUUUUGACACAGCCUACCCACGAUAAUGUUUCUGUCAUCCCUAUUGUUGGAAUUGGGGGUUUGGGUAAAACUACUCUUUCUAAAAUGGUUUACAAUGAUGAAAGAGUUAAGCGGCAAUUUGAAUUAAAAAUGUGGGUAUGUGUCUCAGAUGACUUUAGUGUUAGCAGGUUAAUGAAAGAAAUUAUUUAUUCUGCAAAACAUGAGGAUUGUGCUAAGUUAAAAGGUGAUGAAAUACCCAGGCGUUUGCAAAAAAUUUUGGCUGGUAAAAAGUUUUUGCUUGUCUUAGAUGAUGUGUGGAAUGAACAACGACAGAAAUGGGUGGAAUUGAAAGAUGUACUGUUGAAUGGUGUCGAGGGGAGUAAAAUUAUUGUAAGCACACGUAGCAAAAGAGUUGCUGAAAUAAUGGGCACCAUUUCCCCACAUUUGAUACAGGGUCUCUCCCUUGAGGAUUCUUUAUCAUUGUUUAAAAAGUGCGCAUUUGAAGAUGGAGAAGGGAAAGAUUUUCCAAACCUCAUUAAAAUUACAGAGAACAUUGUCAGAAAAUGUAAAGGAGUUCCGUUAGCUGUGAGAAGUUUAGGAAGCUUACUUUUUGCCAAUACCGAUGAAGAGGAGUGGUUGAGAAUAAAAGGAAGUGACAUCUGGCAGCUAAAACAGGAGAAGGAAGACAUCUUACCAGUAUUAAAAUUGAGCUAUGAUUAUUUGCCGUCUCACUUGAAGCGAUGUUUUGCUUAUCUGUCUUUAUUUCCGAAGAACUUUUUAUAUGAUAGUGAUGAUGUGACCACAUAUUGGAUUGCACAUGGACUUCUUUCAAUCUCUAAUAAUGAAACUGAAGAGUUAGAAGAUGUUGCUAUGAGAUGUAUGAAAGAUUUAUGGUCAAGAUGCUUCAUAGAGGAUUUUGAAGAUACAGAUCAUUUAUAUUAUACAUUUAAAAUGCAUGAUCUUAUGCACGAUCUUGCAAUAUUAGUGGCAAAAAGUGAGUGUAGUGAGAUAAAAUCCAACAGCCAAAUAGUUGAUGGGAGUGUCCGUCAUUUUUCAUUUAUUGACUUACAUUCCGAAGAUCAAAAACCUCUAGAAGUCCUAGUUAACAGAUCAAAAACACUUCGAUCUGUUAUUGUUAUGGAAAAAUGCGAACAUAUUGGUGUAUCAAUUAUCAAUACAUAUCUAUCCAAAUUUAAGCAUCUUCAUCUGUUAUCCUUAAAAGGGAUAGAUUUUAAAGUCUUGCCAAGCUCUAUUAGUACAUUGAUACAUUUAAGAUAUCUUGACUUAAGAUAUAAUAGAUCGUUGAAGAAACUCCCUGAAUCUAUUUGUCAGCUUCAAAAAUUAAAAACGUUUUUAUUUAGACGUUGUUCAGGGCUCGAGAAGUUGCCUAAAAAAAUACAAAAAAUGAUCUCCCUUAGACACGUGGAAAUAACCACAAAAGAGCAAAAUCUACGAGAAAACGGAAUACAGUGUUUGAGUUCUCUUCGAUAUUUGUUUUUCCAUGAAUGCGAGAAUCUGGUAACAUUGCCUGAAGGAAUGGAACGUCUCAAAGGCCUCCGAACAUUGUAUAUUGGAGGUUGUCCUCUGAACUCGUUGCCAUAUGGUAUCAAGGACCUAAAGAGAUUACAGAAGCUAUAUAUUGCGAGCUGCAGAAAACUUAAUUUGAAGAUGGAAUUUCGAGGAGAAGACGAAGAUGAACUUCGGUUGGGAGUUCGAACAUUUGUGAUCGAUGACUUGCCGUCAUUAGUGGAUUUGCCUCAGCUUAUUCUUCAAGGAUCGGCAAACACUUUACAAUGCUUGAGGAUUGAAAGGUGUCCCAAAUUAGUAUAUCUACCGGAGUGGCUGCAAAAUCUCACAUCACUUCAAACACUUGAGAUUAUUAAUUGUCCGAGUUUGUGGCGUCUUCCAGAAGGGAUGCAACGCCUUACUGCCCUCAGACAACUGAAGAUUAAAGAUUGUCCUGAUCUGAGUGAAAGCUGCAGACUUGAUGAGUCGAAGAUUGCUCAUGUCCGGAAAGUUCAUCUUGAUGAAUAAAUUUCAUCUAUGUUUUGAUUCCUGCAAGCUUCCUGUGUCCAGGUUGGUACUUAGAUGAGCAGGACGACGAGGGAUCCAACGAAUCAAUUCAGGAUUUUCCAUGGGGCAGGGGGUACUUCAAUCAUUGUGUUUGUGGACCUUAUUUACGUAACUAUUGAGUUUGUUUUAUGCACUGUUAUUAUGUAAUUUGGAUUUCAAAUACCCUGUAAUUUGUAAAUGAUUACUACGUAUUAGUAUUGAACUAUUGAUAUGAUAGUUUUUUUCAA